Messenger RNA from Fusarium keratoplasticum, 663 nucleotides. RefSeq names its product PX domain-containing protein YPT35. NCBI's taxonomy places the organism in Eukaryota, Fungi, Ascomycota, Sordariomycetes, Hypocreales, Nectriaceae. The transcript is spliced from 3 exons. The coding region runs from base 1 to 663 and encodes 220 amino acids. Gene Ontology annotation, cellular component: endosome. Gene Ontology annotation, molecular function: phosphatidylinositol-3-phosphate binding. The record is from RefSeq and is a predicted model, not a curated record.
AUGGCGACGGCGGUAGAUCAGGCGCCUGCUGAUGGCGGCUUCGGCGCUGGCGCAGAGCACUCCGAGACACACGGCGCAUCCGUCGAGGUGUUUGAGACACCGCGGACCUCAUUCGAUCACGACCGACCCCUCGAUGACAACGAUGCCGCAGCCUCAACUGUCUCGCCAAGCUCCAUUACCUCGCCGCCGUACUGGCUCAAUGUGCAUGGCCACCAGCGUUCCGCCUCCAACAUGUCGGCCGAGUCAGUCCUGCCCGCGGGCGCCAUCAGCCUCCGCGACAACGAGGCGAACGAGCACGACGACCGCAACAAUGCCUGCUGGGCCAAGAGCGUCGAGAUUGUCAGCUACACCGUCGUUAACGGGAGCACCACAAACAUUGGCGCCUUUGUCGUGUGGAACAUCCGUGUCGAGACGCUGAAUGGGAGCUACAUGAACAUUCGAAAGCGAUAUUCCGAGUUUGACGACUUUCGGUACCGACUGGUCCAGACCUUUCCCGGUUUCGAGGCGGCAGUUCCGGCUCUUCCGCCCAAGAGCGUCAUCUCCAAAUUCCGGCCCCGAUUUCUCGAGAAGAGGCGGGCGGGUCUUCAAUACUUUCUCAACUGUAUACUGUUGAACCCAGAGUUCUCUGGCUCGCCAGUGCUCAAGGAGUUCCUCUUUGCAUAG